GAUUUUCAGAUGCAUUGCAUAUGCAUUAGUUCCCUCAGAAAAAAGGAAAAAAUUUGACCAAAAAGGGGAGAAAUAUAUUUUCAUUGGAUAUAGUGACGAGUCCAAGGGUUAUCGUCUCUAUAAUCCAAACACAAAUAAAUUUAUGAUUUCCCGAGAUGUGAUAUUUGAUGAAGGUGCUGCAUGGAAGUGGGAUGUCAAUUCCUCCCAAGAGCCAAAGUUUUUUGGGCCUGAUGAUGCAGUACAUGAGCGAGAAACUUUGACUCAAGAUCUAAGUCCAAAUCAAAGCCCACGCACCAGUCCAGAGAGCUCAUCAUCGGAUGAUCUCAAUCCAACAAGAAAGGUACAUUCCUUACGGGAUAUAUAUGACUCGUGUGAUUUUGCCUUCUUUACUUGUGAACCACAUAAUUUUGAGGAAGCUGCAAAAGAAGAAAUUUGGCUAAAAGCAAUGAAUGAAGAAAUUACAACUAUUGAGAAGAACCACACAUGGGAGCUUGUUGACUUGCCCAAAAGAACAGACGUAAUUGGUGUUAAAUGGGUUUACAAGACCAAGUACAAAGAAGAUAGAUCCAUCCAAAAACACAAGGCCCGCUUAGUGGCAAAAGGCUAUUCCCAACAAUCUGGAAUAGACUUUAAUGAGACUUUUGCUCCAGCUGCAAGGAUGGAGACAAUACGGGCAGUCUUGGCCUUAGCCGCACAAAACGAGCUUCCCGUAUAUCAGCUCGAUGUCAAAUCUGCCUUUCUCAAUGGUAAACUAGAAUAA
Rhododendron vialii is the source of this 760-nucleotide messenger RNA. RefSeq lists its product as uncharacterized. Bases 143 to 760 code for a protein of 205 amino acids. Lineage: Eukaryota; Viridiplantae; Streptophyta; Magnoliopsida; Ericales; Ericaceae. The record is from RefSeq and is a predicted model, not a curated record. The transcript has a single exon.